AUGCGGUGGCGGCUGCCGGGCGCCUGUUCGACCCUCCCCGCCAGCGUCGCCCUUCUCCUUCUCCCCGUCCUGGUCGCUCCGCAGCAGCACCCAGAACUCCAUGACUCCUCCACUCCGAGAGUCUCCGUGCCGCUAGCAGCGGCCGGAGCAGACGCAUCUUCAUCCCACGCGGCCACCAUUGCCGUGCCCCCCAUUGUAAAAUCCAAUGAUGCGAGCGCCCUAGCAACUCUGGCUCUGGCGGGCUCCGGCCGCGCCGUUCGAGCCCCUCCUGUCCAGGCUAGCAGUACCGCUGCCGGCCUGGCUUCGCAGCUUCACGCGCGGUCCCUGCAGGACUGGGAGGUUGAGGACUUUGUGCUGUUGGCGACCGUCGACGGAACCAUCCACGCGAGAGACCGCAAGACCGGCUCCGCUCGUUGGGCCCUUGAGGUGCCCAGCAGCCCCCUCGUCGAGAGCAUCUAUCAUCGUGCCAAUCGGUCCAGCUUCGACGAGACCCAACCCGAGGAUGACUUCCUCUGGAUUGUCGAACCGAGCCAGGAUGGCAGCUUGUACAUUUACAGCCCCGGGCCCGACGCCGGACUCCAGAAGCUAGGGUUGACGGUGAAGCAACUUGUCGACGAAACCCCCUAUUCAGGGUUAGAUCCUGCUGUAACGUAUACAGCUCGGAAAGAAACCACAUUGUAUACCAUCGAUGCUCGCACGGGAAGCAUUCUGCGAGUAUUCAGCUCACGCGGGCCCUUCACAGCCGGACAAGAAUGUCGAAAGGUAGAUGGCUUGGACUCAGAUUCGGAGGAAUGCGAGACCACGUCUGGUACUCUAGUUUUGGGCCGCGUGGAAUAUGCUGUGGCCAUUCAGAACACUGAGACCGGGGAUCCUAUUUGCACCUUGAAGUACUCCGAGUGGGCGCCGAAUAACCGGGACAUGGACCUUCAGAGCCAGUACAUGCGCACGAUGGACCAAAGUCAUAUCUACAGCAUGCACGAUGGCGUUGUCCUGGGUUUUGAUCAUUCCCGUAUGGAUCGUCCCAGAUACACACAACGCUUUCAAUCACCUGUCGCUCGAGUCUUUGAUAUUGUUCGUCCGGCUAAUAAAGAUACUCCGAACACGUCGACACCGCUCGUUUUGCUUUCGCAGCCCCUUCAACCCCCCGAUCCCGACUAUGGUACAUUGGAUGAUCGUGAUAUGCGGGUUUUUAUCGAUUCUACCAAUGCUGGUGGCUGGUAUGCCCUUUCAGAAGAAACAUACCCUUUGGUCACGGGUCGCGCCCCCAUGGCACAGUGCUAUGACAAAGAUUUCUUCCGACGGGGUCACUCCUUGAUGAGCUUGACCCCUCACCAACAAAGAGAUGCUCUGGCAGGGGUCCAUUCUCUAAACGGCCCGCGAAGUACCCCUUCGAUUCCUCGACUCGGCAGUUCCGCAACGGAAUUAUCCAACGAUACCCCGCGAGAGGUGCUACGCAGCCCUUCGGAAUUGGCGCUCCCUCCCGCCUUGCGACACAGCGCCAUCAUCCGGAAGAGUUGGGACAAUGCCUUGGAUAUUGUUGUCACCUUGAUCUUGCUGUUCAUUGGUGCCUUCAUCUACUUCAACUCACAUCAUAUCCGUGAUCUUGCUAAGCAAAAGCUCGACAUUAAAAACAUCAUCAAUUCGAAUGACAGAGGUCCGCUCUCUACUCCAGGCACCCCAAUUGUCGGCACACAUCCGGAAAUCGGAGGCGCGGCCACUCAGAAUCGUCAAGUGCCUGAUGUCACUGUUGAUGUUGAACUAGAUCGUAACUCGCCUGAUACAGAGUCAACCCCACGGCCAUCCCGAGACAAUAGUUUACCCCCGAGUUCGACGCCUCGGGUCCAGAUUCGGGAGCCAUCGCGCGGACCCGACGAUGCUGAGACGGAGGAAGGGGCUGAUCCCGAUAAGUCCGUUAAGAAAAAGCGUCGCCAGCGUGGUAAACGUGCGGGGAAGGCGCACCGUCGAGGCAAAAAGCCAGAUGCGGAGGGCGAUGCCUCAGACCACGCCGACCGAGUCGUGAAUCAAGUCAAUCAUCUGUCGCCUCAACCUGGUUUGGAACCCGAUAUCCAACUGAAACGCACCGUCUCAAAUGAGAUCAUGGAAAUGGACGGGGUCAUCCGUAUUGGGCGUCUCGAAGUCUAUACCGAUGUUGUUCUUGGGCAUGGUAGUCAUGGUACUGUGGUCUACCGUGGCAUGUUCGAUGGGCGCAAUGUUGCCGUCAAGCGAAUGCUCAUGGAGUUCUACGAUAUUGCCUCGCACGAAGUGGGGCUGUUACAGGAGAGCGAUGACCACCACAACGUGAUUCGGUAUUUUUGCCGUGAACAAGCUGCUGGUUUCCUCUACAUUGGACUUGAGUUGUGCCCGGCCUCGUUGCAGGAUGUCGUUGAGCGUCCGUCGCAAUAUCCUGAAUUGGUGCAAAACGGCGCUGGUCUGGACAUGCCUGACGUUCUGCGCCAGAUCACCCAAGGUGUGCGGUAUUUGCACUCUUUGAAAAUCGUCCACCGUGAUUUGAAACCUCAAAACAUUCUGGUCGCUAUGCCGCGGGGACGAACCACCUCGCGCGGAGCUCUUCGUCUUCUUAUCUCGGACUUCGGUCUGUGCAAGAAGCUCGAAGAUAACCAGAGUUCCUUCCGAGCAACCACUGCCCAUGCGGCCGGUACUUCUGGCUGGCGUGCGCCCGAAUUGCUGGUAGAUGAUGAUACCACUGGACCGAUGAGCCUAUCGUCGCAAUACACCGAGUCGUCCGAGCCUGCGGUGGUCGAUCCCCAAACAAAUCGCCGUGCCACACGGGCCAUUGAUAUUUUCUCACUGGGCUGUGUCUUUUACUACGUCCUCACCCGUGGCAGCCACCCAUUUGAUAAGAAUGGCAAGUUCAUGCGCGAGGCCAAUAUCGUUAAGGGCUGUUUCGACCUGGAAGAAUUAAAUCGCCUGGGCGACUAUGCCUUUGAGGCUGACGACCUCAUCCGCUCCAUGCUUUCUCUAGACCCCCGUCACCGGCCCGACGCCAGCGCCGUCCUCAUGCACCCCUUCUUCUGGCCCCCAUCUGAUCGUCUCAGCUUCCUGUGUGAUGUUUCUGAUCAUUUUGAAUUUGAACCGAGGGAUCCUCCUUCGGACGCGCUGCUCUGCCUGGAGUCCGUCGCGCGGCAGGUGAUGGGACCGGAAAUGGAUUUCCUGCGUCUCCUUCCGCGCGAUUUCAAGGACAGUCUGGGCAAGCAGCGCAAGUACACCGGCGAUCGCAUGUUGGAUCUGCUGCGUGCCCUGCGCAAUAAGCGUAAUCACUACAAUGAUAUGCCGGAGUACUUGAAGGCUCAUAUCGGCGGCUUGCCAGAAGGUUAUUUGAACUUCUGGACAGUGCGCUUCCCUAGUCUGUUGAUGAGUUGUCACUGGGUUGUUUUGGAGUUGGGCUUGACCAAUAUUGACCGCUUCCAGCGGUAUUUUACACCGCCCGAAUAG
This is a messenger RNA of Penicillium macrosclerotiorum, 3453 nucleotides long. It is a transcript of the gene ireA, whose product is annotated as bifunctional endoribonuclease/protein kinase IRE1. The record is from RefSeq and is a predicted model, not a curated record. Gene Ontology annotation, biological process: IRE1-mediated unfolded protein response; intrinsic apoptotic signaling pathway in response to endoplasmic reticulum stress; protein phosphorylation. Bases 1 to 3453 code for a protein of 1150 amino acids. Gene Ontology annotation, cellular component: IRE1-TRAF2-ASK1 complex. Gene Ontology annotation, molecular function: RNA endonuclease activity; ATP binding; protein serine/threonine kinase activity. NCBI's taxonomy places the organism in Eukaryota, Fungi, Ascomycota, Eurotiomycetes, Eurotiales, Aspergillaceae. The transcript is spliced from 2 exons.